Messenger RNA from Maniola jurtina (meadow brown), 6268 nucleotides. Its product is annotated as serine/threonine-protein phosphatase alpha-2 isoform. Lineage: Eukaryota; Metazoa; Arthropoda; Insecta; Lepidoptera; Nymphalidae. Gene Ontology annotation, molecular function: protein serine/threonine phosphatase activity. Gene Ontology annotation, cellular component: nucleus; cytoplasm. The transcript is spliced from 9 exons. The record is from RefSeq and is a predicted model, not a curated record. The coding region runs from base 182 to 1177 and encodes 331 amino acids.
UGGCAACACUGUUUGUGUGUGUGAGUCGUGAGACUGUGAGUGAUGUUCGAACUGUCCGCCAUUGGAAUUUCUUAGCCAAGAAUUGAAAUAGGGUUGAAUUCUAAAUCGGCGAAAAUCUAAAUCAUCCCCUAUUCAUUACCCAAAGUAUUUAGCCAUAUUUCGUGCACAAACAAUAUAUCCAAUGGCAGACAGAGACACAGAUGAGUUAAACAUCGAUAAUGUAAUAAAAAAAUUAUUAAAAGUACGAGGCGAGAAGCCUGGUAUGAAUGUACAGUUAACGGAAAUCGAGAUUAAAGGGCUAUGCUUGAAAUCACGAGAAAUAUUCCUUUCACAGCCGAUAUUACUUGAAUUGGAAGCACCGUUAAAAAUAUGCGGUGACAUCCAUGGUCAAUACUAUGACCUGUUAAGGCUGUUUGAAUAUGGCGGCUUCCCACCAGAGUCUAAUUAUUUGUUCCUCGGAGACUAUGUUGAUCGUGGGAAACAGUCGUUAGAGACUAUAUGUUUGCUACUGGCAUACAAGAUUAAGUAUCCAGAGAACUUCUUCUUACUACGAGGGAAUCAUGAGUGUGCUAGCAUUAAUAGGAUUUAUGGGUUCUACGAUGAAUGCAAAAGGAGGUACAACAUCAAGUUAUGGAAAACUUUCACGGACUGCUUUAACUGCUUACCAGUUGCUGCGAUAGUUGACGAGAAAAUCUUCUGUUGCCACGGCGGUCUGUCACCGGACCUGCAGGCGAUGGAGCAGAUCCGACGGAUCAUGCGGCCCACCGACGUGCCCGACCAGGGCCUGCUGUGCGACCUGCUGUGGUCGGACCCUGACAAGGACACGGCCGGCUGGGGCGAGAACGACCGCGGGGUCAGCUUCACAUUCGGCGCCGAGGUGGUGGGCAAGUUCCUGUCGAAGCACGAGUUCGACCUGAUCUGCCGCGCGCACCAGGUGGUGGAGGACGGCUACGAGUUCUUCGCCAAGCGCCAGCUCGUCACGCUGUUCUCCGCGCCCAACUACUGCGGCGAGUUCGAUAACGCAGGCGCGCUGAUGUCAGUGGACGAGACGCUGAUGUGCUCGUUCCAGAUCCUGAAGCCGGCCGACAAGCGCAAGCUGUACUCCGGCCUCAACAUGGGCCGCCCCAACACGCCGCCGCGUGCGCAGCCCAAGAACAAGAAGAAAGAUAUAAUAUGAGAGCAGCAAAUAUUAAGUUAAACGCCCCAGACCGCCGCCAUCGCUUCGGAAGUCGACGACUUGCAUGGAUUCCCACGUUAACUGUUAUAAACCCUUCUAUUCACUUGAAUUGUAUUGACAGCCUUUGUAUUUAACACAAUUGAUUUUCAUACGCGGGAAAAUUGUGUACCGCUUCAUCACUUUUUAUGUUAAGUACUUGGGAAUGGGAUGUCCUUAUAUUAUGUAUCGGCAUAAAACUUACUAUGAAAGUAAAGUUUUCUGAGGGCGCCGUUACAUGUUACACUUGUAUAUAGCAUAGGUUUUGUUGGUUGUAUGGAAUUCCAUGGCUACGAUAAAUUCGUCACACAGAACGUUUCACGAUUCGUCAAAGAAAGAAUAAUAUAUUUGCCGAUUUAAAUAGGGUUAUUUAAAACUGAAGUUACACCUUAACAACUUGUGCAGUUUGGACAUUAGUAAUAUUGAAUAUGAAAAACGUAGUCUGUAGCUGGGAUUGAUUUAUAUUAUUAUUGUAAUUUUUUGUACUUAUAUUAUACUUAUGAAUAUAUUUGUCACACCUAUAAAUUAGAUGGUUAAUAUUUUUUUAUAGAAUUUCAAAGGCUGUCAAUUUUUUUGUAGUUUGUAUUAAUGGAUUUAAAUAAUUGUAUAAUGAAAUCAUGAAUUAGGAAACCAUAUUCUUGCUCUCUGAAAUGUCACAGGAAUUUAAAAUUUCAUGUCACUAAAUUAUUAAGUCAAUAUUAGGAGGACUGCAUCGCAAAUGCAAAUCCGCCUGUAAAAUUUUUCAUACAUUUUCUAUGGCUUGAUCAUUUUUGUUUUUUCGCGUCAAUUUUUUCGGCCGUCUAUAUAAAUACAAGCAUUUUCUUUUGUAUUAUUACAUUUUUAUUUAUUUUAAUUUAUCGCUGUAACAUUUAAUUUUAGCUUGAAGGGCAAUCGGUGGUUUAAAUUUUCAACUCAAAAUGAAUUUAAGCGCACAAACAAAAAAUAUUUUCCUAAUAAAUUCACAGAAUUGAUCUCUGUGUCACUUACCUUUGCGGUCAAGGGGCGGGGCUAGGACAAGACAAGGACUCACUAAAUUACUAACACGAACGAACUAUUGUAUCAGAAUCCGGUUUUUAAAAGAUUGAUAUCAUAAAGAAAAGAUAAAAUUUUCAACAGGCGGAUUUAUAACAACUUUGCGUUGUAGCUCGUUUUAAAGGUGGGUCCACACCUGAUCUUUUUGGUGAUCACGAUCCCAGUCAUUGUAUCAAGCAUAAGCAUAUCUUAAGUUUGGACGCUCAUUUUAACUACACCGUAUCACUAGUCCGAUCGUCAGUUCAUGCUAAUAAGUCAGCCCAAUUACCGAUUACGAUCGCGUUACGGCUAGGCAACAGGGAUGUGAUCGCCGAAAAGAUCAAAAUACCCUCCCAUUAGGCCAACAUGAUCAUUUGGCGAACUCGAUCAUAGUAUCCGUAUCGCUAUUCACUAUAUCGUCGGUCGUAUCUAGUUGCGGACGCUUGGGUCUUUUCCGUAGCAUAUCGCCGAUUUUUUAUUGUUUUCGCGGCACUACUACAAGACGGAACUAAUCACAUAGGCGCGCGUGUGAUUUGAAAGGCGGAUCUAGGCAUCGUAUCGUAUCAAAGCGAUGUAUUGCGAAACACCACCCGUCCACAUGCGAUCAUUGUACGCAUACGGAUACGGUGAUCGGCUCGAGCAAAUGAUUAAAUGUGAGGCUUAAGGUGCGAGGAUAUUAUUUGCUCGCACGAUCAAAAUUUGCUGAACAACUGUGUUCUGUCGACGUGAAUUUUGGAGACUAAAAACUUACCAUACUAUUGACUUAUUGCUGUGGCAAAUGCGUUUCAAGCAAGAAAUCACGUAUCAGGCUGAGAGCGCACCAUGAUUUUUUUUUUCCAAGUUCCCUAUUCUGAUUCUUCAUAUUUAUUGUCCAUACAAAAUAGUACUUUACAAAUUAAGAACUUGCUUACAGCAUAAUAGACAACUGUUAGCGAUUAUAUACGUCGCCUGACCAAAGCUGUACAGUUUUUCUGCUAAAAAUCAAUAUACUACCUAUUCUUUACGCUAAUGUUAGUAUCUCAGUAUUAGGAUACUCAUAAUAAUAAAGCUGGUGCGCGCUUAGCCUAAAUGCAAAGUUGAACCAUAAUUGCAUCAAAAUUGUUCAUCUCAGAAUUACUUAAAUGGAGGGUAGUUUUAAUUUCUUAAUUUUUUAUAAGCUGCCAGUGUUGCAUGUAAAAACAAUAUUUUUUUAUUUUCUAUUCAUAAUAAUAAUUAUGGGGAGUGAAAGAAGCGUUAAUGUAUAACGGUAUGAUUGUCUAGUAUGUAUCCGUUGUAUGCUUGGUCGUAUGUCUGUUUCUACGCUUGUGUCGUAAUCAAUAUCCAAUAUUUUAAGGCGCUGCGAGGUUUCGGUAUCACAUGGAAUCAUUUUUAUGUCCUAAAUAGGGGCAUGUGGUAAAUUUCGGCGCGCGGCAAUUCACGUGAUAAAUCUAGCGAAUAUUUUGCCUCGGUUCGAUUGUGCCCUAAGUUAAAGUUGCCAAUUUCAACGUCAACCAGGCAAUGUCGCGAAAGCGCGUAAAAAAACGCGCGCGGACGUUGUUCGUGCAGAUAACAGUUCUAUAGGACACACUGCUAGAUUUGUCGCGCUAGGACUACAUUUGUAGUAAACGCCACAAAAUCGACGCGUAUAAACUUUGUAUCGCUGUUAGCUAUGUGUUCACAUUUAACGUCUAUGUUCACAUUAAAUAAUUCAAACUGGACAAAAAUAUGUAGGUAUAUAUUCACCUGAAAUUCAAACUACAUAAUGAUCAUUCCUACUUAUUAGUAAUUUUUUAUUACGUAGAAAAUUGCGCGUGAAAAUGUAAUUUAAUUGAGAACUUCGGUAACAGACAUACAACUGGAGUUAAUUUUGUACGGAACGUCUACUUUAAAAAAAAUACUUAAUCGGUGAAUAUACACAAACGAAAUAUUGUAAUAUCUACUUAUUUCUUUGCCAAUUCAAAAAAAAACCGGCAAAACUGCGACUUGAGAUAUCCGCGUCAAAAGUUUACUGUAAACCUAUGGCGUAGUUUGUUUGUUUGUGGCGUGUUAUACCGAAAUCCCGCAGAAUUUAAUGACUUUGAGGAAAAAUUUUAAUGAUAAAAUAUUGAAAGUAAUUAAUAAUUUGAUUAUAAAUGAUAAGUAGUAAGCGUAAUAAGCUAAGGUCCUUUUUAAGGCCGUCCCUAAAAAUGGUACCAUUCAUUUAUAACGUCAUAUUUAAUUUCAAACUAUCUAGCUUACCACAAAAACUUAUAUCCGGUUUAACGAACUUCGGACGCGUUUAGCCACACAAACGCACGUGUUUAUUUAAAUCUUGUUUAAGUUUUUGUGGUGAAACCCUAAUGUUGAACAUCCUAAGACAUUGUGUGCACAGCGCACAUACAAAUUAAAUUAAUAACCAUGCUAAAUGAUUAUUUAUUUGGUUUAACAACCAUAAAAUGACACGUAUGUCAAUAAUAAAUAAUUAGGAAUGUCUUUAACGAUAAAUUACUGUUUUUUGUAUAAACAAAAUAUAAAUCUGAAACUGCAUAAAACACUCUUCUGAAUAAGAUACAUUCAGCAUACGGCCGUUACAGUUCAAAUCCUGAAAAAGGAGUUUGUGAGUUAUCGAUAGAAAAGGGGAAUUAAAAAAAUGGGUUUCUAAAUAAGCUUGCUAUAUAGGACCAAACUAUAAACCUUGGUUCUAUUUAGCGAACUUUUUAGAAACUUCAGUUAUUAAGAACCCUAUUUUUUUUUUUUUUGGGAAAAAGGACGGACCCAAAAGCCUCUUUAUAGAGAGAGGCUUUUAAAGGGUAGGGGUAUUUUUUUGCAUACAUCAAAGAGGGUCGUUAUUUAAUGUUAUGACGUUAUAAUUGGAAGGGCCGCUGGACGCGUGGUAGUGAUGCUUUGUGCGUUCACGAUUUAGCGUGCUGACGUUACCCGCUUUCGUUAGAUUUUAAUUUGAUUGAUUCAAACGAAGCUGCUUACAACACGGAUCAUCUGUUUUACUUUUCUGUCUUUACUUGUUUUAUCUUUGUACGGGAAAUAUUUUCUUAUAUCAACUCUGAUGCUGUGAAACUCUUAUUCUGACUUUUAAAUUGAUAUAAGUGCAAAUUAGAGGCUUGUUUAAUUUUAAAAUAUGAGUUAGUUUCAUAACGAAUUCGGUAUUAGGAAAUAUUUGACAUUUAUUGCAGCUGAGCAUUUUAGAAGCGACUUGCUAAUGCGACCUCUUGGUCAUAAUGUAAAUCAUCCUUGAUUUGAUUCUGCAUGAUUGAAAAAGAACAAGUUUGAAUACAUAUAUUCACGGUGACUAAUGGUCAUAAUAAUUAAUAUAGUCCGCACAAAACGACUUCUCAAGCGCCAUUAAUCUCUCACUAACUACUAAAAUCGUACCUUUGACAUGAUGUUUGACAUAUAAAGUGAAAAUGGCGCGUGAGAAGUCAUUUUUACGCAUUCUAAGUACUUCUGUCAAAACAUUUUGAAGCGAAGCUACUUAUUUUUUUAAAUUAAAUGCAAUGAGCAUGCAUUUAAUUUUUAACUAAAUGAUAGUUGGCAUUGGGUAGAUUAACUUUUUUAAUAUUGUUUUGACAUUUUUAUACAAAAUUUAUAAAAUAUGUCAAAACAAUAUUGAAACAUUACUAUAAAUUGAUUAUUAUUAAUUUAGGCCAUAAUAAGUCACCGUGUAUUAUGUUAAUCACAUGGUCACGCCAUCAUUAGAUUUUAGUUCACGCUUGUAAAUUAUAUCAAUUUUCUUUACUUUUUAGGUAACAAUGCGGGAACCUAGUAAAUGAAAACUGAAGUUUAAAUGCUGCUUAAUUUUGUUAAGUUACAUCGUAAUUUACGCCUAAUAUUCUGUUUUAUAAUUUUAAGUUGCUCGACAAAGAUGGUCCGUGUGUCCUCGUCUAUAGUAUGCCAUGUCAAAAAUAUUAACGCGGGGAACAGUAUUUUAAUUCAAUUAUUUAUUUCCUGUAAUUCGCUAUGAACCAGACUGAACUGCAUCCAGUGGCUUCGGCCAACUUGAAUCACUUUAUUGAUGUAUGAACAAGAGAAUUGUAUAUUAAUUUCAUAAAUAAAAAUACUUUCUGAAUA